Stereum hirsutum FP-91666 SS1 is the source of this 786-nucleotide messenger RNA. RefSeq lists its product as uncharacterized. NCBI's taxonomy places the organism in Eukaryota, Fungi, Basidiomycota, Agaricomycetes, Russulales, Stereaceae. The record is from RefSeq and is a predicted model, not a curated record. The transcript has 2 exons. The annotation marks the transcript as partial.
CCCAGACCAUGUCCAGGUCCCGAUCCAGGCGAGCCAGAGCCAUUGAACCCCACGACUGCAAACUUCCGUGGCGAUCCAGGUGAGGGCGUCAUAGAAUGGGAAUGUGGUGAAGGCGAGGAGCUCCCCCCGAGUCUCGAUUCGCUUCUGUCCGAUGUCGAUGGGGGAUACUUGAUAGGUAUAGGCCUCGUCGUGUUCGUAUUUCCAUUGACGUUAGCGUUCUGCCCGCCCCUGCCGCCAUGCAUAGGCAACAACGCGUCCAAGAAAUCAUCCGGCCAUUUGCCCUUACCCAGAUUAAUCCUCUCGAUCCUCUCCCUCUCCAACACCUCCGCCUUCGCGCUCGCCGUCGUAGUCGUGGCGGCGGUCGUAUUAACCCUCGCCAACUUCUCCCUCUCCCGACGACCGUCCCUCCUGGCCGCCGCGAAAUCCUCAGCCUCCUCCGCUACCCUCGACAGAUCAACCACCGCCCCCUCGCUCGGCCUCCUUUCUCUCCUCGACGUCGGUACCGGAAUGUUGGGAAUGCUGGGAAUGCUCGCGAUCGGCGAGGGAUUGGACGUGGAGUUAGACGUGGAGUUCUUCCUCCCCAGCUGCAGAUCAUCCGCAAGCAUACUUCCCUCCGUCCUCGACAGCGAAGGCCACUCCGACGGCACAAACGACGUCGCCUCCGUCGUCACCGUCCUAAUCGUCCCAUAUCUACCCCCAUUCCCAUUCCCACUAUCCCUCUCCCUCUCCCUCCCAUACGCAUGAUGGCAGAGCACAUAACCAUCCCUCAACGCCUCCGCGAAUAAC